AUGCAGCACAGACGAGGCAGGAGAGAACAAACCGUACAACUGCCUACAUCUGUAGCCAGACCCGACCAAGUCAUCCAAUAUCCAAAGCUGCUAAGCCCGAAGUACUGGACGAAAAACAUAAAUUGUAAAUCACUGUGUGGCUUGGAGCCUUUCCUUAUACUUCCCAACAUAUUCGUGCCGAAAGACCGCGCUAGGAUAGAGCCCCCCCAAUUUCAUUACGGGUGGGCCUUAAAUGAGGCUUUUCUGCUCAAAUAUGCACACGAUAAUCAUCUCGAAAUAGAGCCUGAGAGCUCACUAUCGGACGAAGGAGAAUUGUUUGAACAUUAUUCAGAAGAGGACGAGGAUAAGGAUCCGAUCAGAGAGAAAAAGAAUGGCGAGGAUGGCGAGAAGGGCAAAGAUGGCGAGAAGGGCAAAGAUGGCGAGAAGGAUGAAGCUGAAGCUGAACAUGUUUGCAGCAGCGGGAAGCAAAUCGAAGAUCGGAGCAGAGACUCGUUAACAGUUGGAGAUACGGCAAGCCCGGAGGAGCAAGUCACUGGGACGCAACAAGACGGCCAACUUGGUGACCCUUCGGAUAGCUUUACGGUCAUCAUAUUGGCUAUCGAUGACAUAUUCACCAAACUGGGCCUUGAACAAUACACACACCUUGUCAAAGUGGGGUGCACAGUCAUAGGCGGGUGUUCCUUCGUGCUAUCCAUAUACACGAACGAUGAUCUACUUCAUUCGCUUCCAACGGACGACGACAUCAAGAAGAUGAAGGAGGGCCUUGGAGGAGAAGGAGAAGCUCGUUGGUACAUAUCAAAUGACAGGUUCGUGCGAAGUGAAGAAACUUCCACUCUGGCCACAUGCUGUGUCAGCUGUGAGGGCUUGGGACGCCUCACGCGCGAUAAAGAGAUCGCAAAAGGAAACUCUCACGAAACCGCAUAUACGACUAGCCUGCCGCGGACACAGAUGAAUCCUCCGCACAGUAACGAGAGGUCUCUUUUUGAGGUCCUCGCAGGGUAUGGUUGGGCAGCCGCCUGCACGCGAGCAGCUUGGGGCUCAUCGCGGGUACUGUGGCCGCAGAACUUGAACAAGGCGUGCUGGCCAGAGUACCUGUGUAGUAAUGUCACGAUGUCGUCCGCUAGGGACGGAAUGGGCCGCAGGCGAGUUUACUCGCCAUCAGGAACUGUGCCCGAGAUAUAUGAACGUUCUUGGGACUUCAGCGUCAACAACAUGUACGGUACAAACCUGGCUAGACACGGCUCAGAGACGCAGUAA
Molecule: messenger RNA, 1257 nt
Organism: Postia placenta MAD-698-R-SB12
Lineage: Eukaryota; Fungi; Basidiomycota; Agaricomycetes; Polyporales; Adustoporiaceae
Exons: 5
Coding region: 1-1257 (418 amino acids)
Source: RefSeq, a predicted model, not a curated record